This is a messenger RNA of Rotaria sp. Silwood1, 477 nucleotides long. The record is from the annotation of a GenBank genome assembly. Lineage: Eukaryota; Metazoa; Rotifera; Eurotatoria; Philodinida; Philodinidae.
AUGGUAUGUUAUAUUUUUUUACAACAUAAUGAUCAUAAUGUUGUAUCAAGUUCAUUGGAAACACAUGAAAUUAUACUUAAAUAUUCAAAUUUAUUUGAUUUUGAUCAAUUAUUAAUUUCAACCCCAAUUGGAUCUAUAGAAGAAAUUCGUGUCAGUGAAGCCUUAAAAACAGAUAUUACAUAUCUUUUAUCUUUAUGUGAACACGGUGAUCUACAUUUACGUGGUGCAUGUGCAAAUUUACUUGUUACAUUAAUUCAAACAACAAUUCAUCUUUUAACACUAUCAUCAUUAUCAAAUUCUUUUAUUAAUCAAUGUUCACUUGUAUCAACUGAUUCAAAAGACAGUUCAAGUCAUGCAUUUACAAUCAUGGGAAUUGAAUUAUUAGAAGAUUCUAUUCAACAUACUACAAGUUCCUGUAUUCUUGCUAAAUUUGCUCUAGCUCAACUUAUAGAUGAUAUUGAUUUUCGAAUAUUAACU